Messenger RNA from Canis lupus familiaris (dog), 6589 nucleotides. It is a transcript of the gene DAB1, whose product is annotated as DAB adaptor protein 1. The transcript is spliced from 25 exons. Gene Ontology annotation, biological process: ventral spinal cord development; lateral motor column neuron migration. NCBI's taxonomy places the organism in Eukaryota, Metazoa, Chordata, Mammalia, Carnivora, Canidae. The record is from RefSeq and is a predicted model, not a curated record. The coding region runs from base 1523 to 3238 and encodes 571 amino acids.
UAUUAAUUGUCAGGGCUUCUCACUCAUGCAUUUACAGAUUUGACUUGCUUGCCUGCCUGUGGCUGCCCUGCUUCAGGACCCAGACCACCUUCUUGGGACCUCUACGGGAGGCUGUUUUCUCCAGCAUCACCUGCAAGAUACAGUCUUUGUCUUGACAUGUUACCACAAGAACUUCGAUAGAGAAGUAAAUACGGCAAAUGUGCACUGGCUGUAAACCUUCUUCUCCUGUUCUGAAUCUUGACAUCAGAAAGCACCAAACUCUUGGAGAAUCUAUAGAACAGCAAAGCAGCCAACUGAAGAAUCAGCAACAACAACGGCAACAACAAAACAGUGGAGAAGGACAUAGAGUUUUCUAUGUUUACUUACCCAGAUGAGAGUCCCCUGCUCUCCCAAUGUGACAAGACCCCCCUUUCCACAAGCAUGCAUCCUCACACCUGCUGAGAAGAUAUGGUUCAGGAAAAGGAGCCAGGAAAGGGUUCUGGGAGGGAGAAAUGUAUUCAGCUCCGUAUUUCCCUACAUAGCAUGAUGCCUGGCACACAGAAUACACUUGGAAUCAUGAAAUUAAAUUGGAAACUGAUGAACUUCAUCUCACAGCAACAGUGGAGUUGUAAUCUGGGAACUAAAUGAGAUCUGCAUGGUCAUGAUUCUGUCAGUGCUCUCAGGAGCAACAAAUUGAAUUAUCUAGGAGAGUGGUCAGAGAUUUUGGACUCUCUUUGAAAAUUCCAUCCAUUCUUUUACCCUACCAAUGUAUAUUGGGAGCAACUGGAGGGAUAGCUGAAAAGCACCCUGAAUACUGUUUCAAGGAUUCUCUGCCGGGCAUGCUCUUCUCAACUUUAUCUUCUCAACUUUUGGGCCAUCAGCUUCCCUAGUGAGCAUUCUCUGGCCGUGGAGCCUGUUUCUGUGCUUCUCUUCUCUGGCCUUCUUCCCACAGCCCUGUGUACUUGGUCUACAAGACCAACCCAAAUAUUGAAGUUGACUUAAAUCUCAGGUUCUUAGAAAAGUUGCUUUGGUCAAAACUUUAGAGAAAUAUUCAACACUCCUUCAAGCUAUGUCCUUGGAUUUUCUCGAUGACGAUUCCUGAUUCGUGGCCCUGGCAGUCUUGGGGAAACGUUGUCCAGUUUCUUCAAUCCAGACCUUGGGGCCUCCUUUUUCUCCACAUCACUCCCACCCAGUUGAUCGAACCACUUUCUAGGACAUAUCAUCCAGCAAGACAUGGUGGUGAACCCUGGCUCUAAGUCUUCAUGAUUAAGCGACUCUUUUGCACAACACAAAGACUCUCAGGGCCCAUGUGGGACAUCGUCAUGAAUGAAAGAAGAAAGUAAUACAAUAUUGGAUGUGCCUCUUUGCUGCCACUGUGUAGAAAGAGUAUGAUGCAUUAUGGGGAAUAGCUCGGAAGGAGUGAAUGAGAUGUGCAGCUUGGAGCGUUGUUUCUGAAGGGAGGAGUCAUUCUCUUGGAGAGGAGUCCUCCAUGAGCCUGGCCGAGGCCCGGGAUCUGUGUGAAGUGGACUAAGGAUUUAGUAGGAUGUCAACUGAGACAGAACUUCAAGUAGCUGUGAAAACCAGCGCCAAGAAAGACUCCAGAAAGAAAGGUCAGGAUCGCAGUGAAGCCACUUUGAUAAAGAGGUUUAAAGGUGAAGGGGUCCGGUACAAGGCCAAGCUGAUCGGGAUUGAUGAGGUUUCUGCAGCUCGGGGCGACAAGUUAUGUCAAGAUUCCAUGAUGAAACUCAAGGGCGUUGUUGCUGGCGCGCGUUCCAAAGGAGAACACAAACAGAAAAUCUUUUUAACCAUCUCCUUUGGAGGUAUCAAAAUCUUUGAUGAGAAGACAGGGGCCCUUCAGCAUCAUCAUGCUGUUCACGAAAUUUCCUACAUUGCAAAGGACAUCACAGAUCACCGGGCCUUUGGAUACGUUUGUGGGAAGGAAGGGAAUCACAGAUUUGUUGCCAUAAAAACAGCCCAGGCGGCUGAACCUGUUAUUCUGGACUUGAGAGAUCUCUUUCAACUUAUUUAUGAAUUGAAGCAAAGAGAAGAAUUGGAAAAAAAGGCACAAAAGGAUAAGCAGUGUGAACAAGCUGUGUAUCAGACAAUUUUGGAAGAGGAUGUUGAAGAUCCUGUAUACCAGUACAUUGUGUUUGAGGCUGGACACGAGCCAAUCCGUGAUCCCGAAACAGAAGAAAACAUUUAUCAGGUUCCCACCAGCCAAAAGAAGGAAGGUGUUUAUGAUGUGCCAAAAAGUCAACCUGUAAGUAACGGUCAACCAUUUGAGGAUUUUGAAGAACGGUUUGCUGCGGCCACCCCGAACAGAAACCUGCCGAUGGACUUUGAUGAGAUUUUAGAGGCAACAAAGGCUGUGACCCAAUUAGAACUUUUUGGGGAUAUGUCGACCCCUCCUGAUAUAACCUCUCCCCCCACUCCUGCAACUCCAGGUGAUGCCUUUAUCCCGUCUUCAUCUCAGACACUUCCGGCGAGUGCAGACAUGUUUAGUUCUGUACCUUUCGGCACUGCUGCUGUACCCUCAGGUUAUGUUGCAAUGGGCGCCGUCCUCCCAUCCUUCUGGGGCCAGCAGCCCCUCGUCCAACAGCAGAUCGCCAUGGGUGCUCAGCCACCAGUCGCUCAGGUGAUGCCGGGGGCUCAGCCCAUCGCAUGGGGCCAGCCGGGUCUCUUCCCUGCCACUCAGCAGCCCUGGCCAACUGUAGCCGGGCAGUUUCCGCCAGCCGCCUUCAUGCCCACACAAACUGUUAUGCCUUUGCCAGCCGCCAUGUUCCAAGGUCCCCUCACCCCCCUUGCAACCGUCCCAACCACGGGUGACUCCACCAGGUCAAGUCCACAGACCGAGAAGCCCAGACAGAAAAUGGGGAAAGAAAUGUUUAAGGAUUUCCAGAUGGCCCAGCCGCCACCCGUGCCCUCCCGCAAACCCGACCAACCCUCCCUCACCUGUACCUCAGAGGCCUUCUCCAGUUACUUCAACAAAGUCGGGGUGGCACAGGAUACAGAUGACUGUGACGACUUUGACAUCUCCCAGUUGAAUUUGACCCCUGUGACUUCUACCACACCAUCAACCAACUCACCUCCAACCCCAGCCCCUCGACAGAGCUCUCCGUCCAAAUCAUCUGCAUCCCAUGCCAGCGAUCCCACCACAGAUGACAUCUUCGAGGAGGGCUUCGAAAGUCCCAGCAAAAGUGAAGAGCAAGAAGCUGAGCUGGAGCCUCUCUAUGCGCAGAUCAACAGACCUAAGAAGUAGCAUCGAGGUGAGCUCACGGCAGGUGCUUCAAGACUGGCAUGGAAAUCAGCAUCGCGACAGGCUCUCUCUUGUAUUCUUCUGCCUCACCUCAUCCCACGACGAAAUUCACGAUUGCCCAAUGGAACUCAUUUGGAAGAGGAAACUAAGGGUUUUUGGCAACCAUGGCAGAUAACUAUGGCAGCACAAAAAAAAUCAAAAAAGUAUAAAAAAUCAUACCCAACAUUAAAUCACAAACCAAGCAAAUGCUUACCCGACAAAUGUUUUGAGCUCUCUUAACAUGGGUUUAAGAUGACCCAGUCUGCAAAAUUGUAAUUCUCUUUUAUUUUUCGACCUGUUGACCGCUGUAAAGACAUCAAAUGUGGAGUGACAGGCCUCAGAGAGUGACAACAGGGUUGGCGCUGACUUCUUUCAGACAAAAGCAAGAGGUCCUCUGUGACUACAGUAUCCUCAUCCAUAUGCCUUUUGACAUAUGACGACAUCUUCUCAUCACUCCACAGGGCCUGGUCUGCCAUUUUCCCCCUUUCCUUUGUCAUGUUUGAAAAUUAAUGGGUGUAAAAAUUUUUGUAUUGCUUUUGACUUUUUUUAGAUAUGGGUGAGGAAAUCUAACUGGAAAAGAAAAGCCUCAUAUGAAAUGAAUUAACUUGAAAAUCACAAGACAAAUAAGUGGUUGAUUAUUCUUUAUGAUCAAGAAUGUUGCCAAAACAAUCCUUUAACUAUUCUGCAUCAUGGCAAAGAAAAAGACAGCUUUUGGUUGGAACCUUCAUUCUGUGAGUUGGAAAGGACAUCGGAUCCCAUUGAUGAGAAAGAUGAAAAAUGCAUCUGAUUUUCUCAGAAGCUCUAAACUCUAAGUACAAUAAAAUGAUAUUUUUUAUUUUUCCGAUAUCUUGCUGCUGUGAUGCUAUGCAGACAAGUGUCUUCUCCACGUGCCAUUUUCAAAGAAAAGUCAUUUGCCAAAUAAUUCUGGUACAAUCCUGGGAAUGUGGUUUUGGAUCUUAAAACCGACUUUCUAGUGGAACAGUGGUGACAUGGAUAUUCGGAAUAGCAAAUGGAUUCCAGGAUCACAAUGGUUCAUCUCUCUUUUUGUACAUCAGAAAAUUCAAAUGGGAUUUUUAUUUUAUAACUUGAAAAAAAAAAAACCUUACCAUUAAACUCUUUAAAUAUUUAAGGGAAAUGGCUUUAAGGAGUUCUAAUGAAAAAAAAAUGCCAGUUUUUUUUUUUUGUAAAUAUAAAUGUUAAUGAAAAUGCUUUUUAAUAAUGCCAUUACACUGUAGAGAAGGUAGCAGAUUGAGUGCAGGAUGUGACAAACUUGAUGGAUGGGGCUCCCUCUCCAGAUGUUACUGUGGAGCAUAUGGGAGGAAGCUGGAGUUUAGGGACAGCUGGCAGGAACACUUGGCCAAUCGGCAGCUAGUGAACAGGAAGGGGGGCACGUGACCCCACAGUCUACUCCAACCUUUCCGCAAGAGUAUCCGCCAUCGACGGCAAACAGGAAAACGUUCACAUUUUGAAGGCCUGUCCUUCAGAUUCUGAAACGCCCUCUCCCCCCACACACACACCUCUUCACUACCACCAACCCCCAUAGAGAUCACUGGACUGUUUGUAUGUGAAACAGAAGAGUUUAAGCUUCCUUUUUUUACAUUUAUGAGACAAAAAAGUGCAGUGUUCAGUUUGUAUGUUUAACACAUGAUUUUCAUAAAGAAUCUAUAUAUUUUUGCCCUACAGAGAAUUGUUCUACAGGUCAAGUGUGUUCUCCGGAUGUUCCUAUGCAGUUCCAGUAUGUUGAAUUUAGUGGUUUAACACUAAGGAGAAAACUUGAGAGGACCGUGUGAUUAACUGGGUUUGGGGUUAACUGUUAUUACUUGGGUUUUAAAAUUUGGAAAGUAGAAUUGACAUUGAUAUGAUUGACUUAAAUAGGCCUGUGUACUGUGCUUCGUCAUAUCAAUAGAAAGUAAAGUGGUUUGAAAGAAGGUAUAUUUGUUCACAAAGAAAAAAAUCAAAAUUCAAGAUAAUCAUUACUGCUCGAGGCCCAAAUUUUACACUAUCGGGUCACUGGAACGUGAUUUUUUUCCCAGUUAGGUAAACUGACCAAAUGUCCUUACAGAAUAUAUGUCGAUGUCAGCCUAACAUGGAAGGUCCAAAGAACCAGGAAAGUGAGAAGGGCCAUUUACCCCCCUCUGUAACUAUCACCUGUUGGUCCACAUGAUUUCUCCAGGAAUGUGCAUCCAUUUUAUAAUUAAGUCAUCCUUUCACCUGAAUGGGGAAAAUGGGAAAGAUGUGAUGACCCUGAGAGUCGUCCUGAAACCGGUUCGAUUCUGUUUUCUGGGGAUUUGAUACGAUAGGCAGUUCCCCUGGGGGACAUGGCUUCAGUUGCUCUGUUGUCCGAGAUUCUGAUUCUAAACAAGUGGUGCUAAAUCUCCUCCCUCACUAUGGCUGUCUUGAGUUUGUCUCUCAGUUAUCACACCAUUAUACCGAUUCUUUGGGUUGCUUGUGACAUGUUCAAAGUGAACGCUGACCGAUGUUGCUGUUUCACGUACACCGUCUGGAGUUAAUUUCAUAGCAGAAAGUGACAGCCCAGUGGACUUGUCAUCAUUCAUUGAAUGUGAUUGAAAGUGUUACUGGCUCUGAACCUAACAAAGAUGCCUGUGUGAUGCAUUAAAGUGAGGGAAAUAAAGUCAAGAUUUUAAACUGCCAUCCAUGUUAUCUUUGGCAGAAUUCUGAUCCUUAACAAGCCCUGUUUGGUGAGCUCAGAACCACCACAUCCUAUCCCAAGAGUACAGUGGAAUUUCCAAGUAAGAGCCGGGGAGCCAAUACCAAAAGGCCAUGGGGAGUCUGCCCAGUUCCGGUUAGAUCGAUAGAAAAUCCGUGUGUAACAACUGUUAAUUCCUCAUCCUUCACUAGCACUAAAUUUGUCACUUUAAAUUUUGAAACCAGGGAAACGCCACCUGUCAUUCUGUCCCCAUGACCCGUAGCUCUUCGAUCUUUCCAUGCCACAAGACUUUUUUUAUAAUCCGUACUCAUCCCAGUGUCUACUGAAACCCCAUCAUGUCAUGUACCGGGCACCUUCUUUAAAAAAAAAAAAAAAUGUUUACUCUGUGGGUUUGGUUCAUUUCAAUUUCUGCGUUCUGACACAUAUUUUUUUAAUAAAGAUGAGAAAGAGAAAAUGACUGUUUGCAGUACAUUUCUAGACCUACUUUAACUUUACCUCAGAUGACAGUUUGUUAACAUAUAUGGACACAUUAUUUUUAACUUUAUGUACAAUACAUUCAACAACAGUGAAAUUUUUAGAAAUUUUCCAUUAAUUUCUGUAACACGCCAUGUAUAACUGUUAACAAAUAAACAUGUUUGAGAACAACA